This is a messenger RNA of Rattus rattus (black rat), 1551 nucleotides long. RefSeq names its product cerebellar degeneration related protein 1 (gene Cdr1). The record is from RefSeq and is a predicted model, not a curated record. NCBI's taxonomy places the organism in Eukaryota, Metazoa, Chordata, Mammalia, Rodentia, Muridae.
AUGGAUUUUCAGGAAGACUUGGAUUUUCUGGAAGACUUGGAUUUUCUGGAAGACUUGGAUUUUCUGGAAGACGUAGAUUUUUCGGAAGACUUGGAUUUUCAGGAAGACUUGGAUUUCCAGGAAGACAUGGAUUUUUCUGGAAGACUUGGAUUUUUGGAAGACGUGGAUUUUCUGGAAGACUUGGAUUUUCAGGAAGACUUGGAUUUUCUGGAAGUAUUGGAUUUCUGGGAAGACUUGGAUUUUCGGGAAGACUUGGAUUUUCCAGAAGACAUGGAUUUUCGGGAAGACUUGGAUUUUCAGGAAGACUUGGAUUUUCGGGAAGACUUGGAUUUUCGGGAAGACUUGGAUUUUCUGGAAGUAUUGGAUUUCUGGGAAGACUUGGAUUUUCGGGAAGACUUGGAUUUUCAGGAAGACUUGGAUUUUCAGGAAGACUUGGAUUUUCAGGAAGACUUGGAUGGGUUUUGGGAAGACAUGGAUUUUUGGGAAGACAUGGAUUUUCUGGAAGUCUUGGAUUUUUGGGAAGACUUGGAUUUUUGGGAAGACUUGGAUUUUCAGGAAGACUUGGAUUUUUGGGAAGACUUGGAUUUUUGGGAAGACUUGGAUUUUCUGGAAGACUUGGAGGAUUUUCGGGAAGACUUGGAUUUUCCAGAAGACAUGGAUUUUCGGGAAGACUUGGAUUUUCAGGAAGACUUGGAUUUUCAGGAAGACUUGGAUUUUCGGGAAGACUGAUUUUGGGAAGACUUGGAUUUUCGGGAAGACGUGGAUUUUCAGGAAGACUUGGAUUUUUGGGAAGACUUGGAUUUUUGGGAAGACAUGGAUUUUCUGGAAGACUUGGAUUAUCAGGAAGACAUGGAUUUUCGGGAAGACUUGGAUUUUCCAGAAGACUUGGAUUUUCCAGAAGACAUGGAUUUUCGGGAAGACUUGGAUUUUCAGGAAGACUUGGAUUUUCAGGAAGACAUGGAUUUUCAGGAAGACUUGGAUUUUUGGGAAGACUUGGAUUGGGAAGACAUGGAUUUUUGGGAAGACAUGGAUUUUCUGGAAACAUGGAUUUUUUGGGAAGACAGGGAUUUUUGGGAAGACAUGGAUUUUUUGGAAGACUUGGAUUUUUUCAGGAAGACUUGGAUUUUCCGGGAAGACUUGGAUUUUCAGGAAGACAUGGAUUUUGAGGAAGACAUGGAUUUUUUGGAAGACUUGGAUUUUCGGGAAGACUUGGAUUUCUGGGAAGACAUGGAUUUUCAGGAAGCCAUGGAUUUUUGGGAAGACAUGGAUUUUCAGGAAGACAUGGAUUUUUGGGAAGACAUGGAUUUUCUGGAAGACUUGGAUUUUCAGGAAGACUUGGAUUUUUGGGAAGACAUGGAUUUUUGGGAAGACAUGGAUUUUUGGGAAGACAUGGAUUUUUGGGAAGACUUGGAUUUUCAGGAAGACUUGGAUUUUCAGGAAGACUUGGAUUUUUGGGAAGACUUGGAUUUUUAGGAAGAUGUAGAUUUUUGGGAAGACGUGAAUUUUUCAGGAAGACAUGGAUCUUUGGGAAGACAUGGAUUUUCAGGAUGA